AUGGAUGAAGAAAAACCGACGAUUUUUGUCCGUACCAACACGGCCUCAAGACCCACUGUCAUGGUGGUCCUCAACAUCCUUCUCUCUUUUCUCUCCUCUAAUGCCACCUCCACCUCCAACAACGCCUAUCAUAACGCCACCGUCGGCCAGAGUCCCAAUACCGUUUACGGCCUAUACUAUUGCAGAGGCGACGUCGCCCGCGAUGUCUGCCGUGAUUGUGUCAACUCCGCCGUUAAUGAUAUCGUCAAGAGUUGCCCCAACGGGGAAGUUGGAGUCAUUUGGUACGACGAGUGUACGUUGCGCUACUCCAACGAGUCCAUCUUCUCCAUUGUCUCCGAUUCCUCUGCCCUGAUCAUGUUGAAUCCAAAUAACAUCUCUGACCCAACUCGGUUUAAUCAGCUCUUGGAUAAUACCAUGAACGAGGUUGCAACUGAAGCUGCUUCCUAUUCUGAUAGAUUUGCCACUCAAGAAGCUAUUGUUACAGAAUUUCAAAACCUGUAUUGUUUGGCGCAGUGUAGCCCUUAUUUAUCUAGAAAUGGCUGUUACAGAUGCCUUUUGGGUGCUAUUGGUAAUCUCCCCAUUUGUUGUAACGGCUCGCAAGGAGGAAGGGUUUUCAGUCCGAGCUGUGUUGUUAGGUUUGAGAUGUACCUUUUCCAUCGAGUUACAACGUCAGUACCAGCUACUUCGUCUACUCUUCUUGUUUCUGGUAGGAACACAAUUAUAAGUGCAGAGUCAUUGCAAUUUGAUUUCAGUGUGGUCCUUGAAGCCACAUACAACCUUGCGGACGUCAAUAAAAUUGGUGAGGGUGGAUUUGGUAGCGUUUACAAGGGUAUGCUUCCUAACGGACAAGAAAUUGCUGUCAAAAGGCUCUCAAGAAACUCAAGCCAAGGUGUAGAAGAAUUCAAGAAUGAAGUUGUGUUAGUAGCAAAACUUCAACAUUGCAAUUUUGUUAGGCUAUUGGGAUUUUGUUUGGAGGGAGAAGAAAAAAUCCUUAUCUAUGAGUUUGUAUCCAACAAAAGCCUCGAUUACUUUCUAUUUGAUGAUGAGAAGCAUGUGCAAUUAGAUUGGCAAAGACGUUAUAAGAUCAUACAAGGGAUUGCUCGAGGAUUUCUUUAUCUUCAUGAAGAUUCUUGCCUUCGAAUUAUUCAUAGGGAUCUUAAAGCAAGCAAUAUCUUGUUAGAUGAGGAAAUGAAUCCCAAGAUCUCAGACUUUGGGAUAGCAAGGAUUUUUGGCAUGGACCAAACUCAAGAAAAAACAAACAGAAUAGUUGGGACUUAUGGUUACAUGUCUCGAGAGUAUGCAUUGCAUGGGUUUUUCUCAGUCAAAUCAGAUGUAUUCAGUUUUAGUGUUUUAAUUUUGGAGAUUGUAAGCGGAAAGAAGAAUAGUAUUUUCCAUCAAACAGACUCUGUUGAUCUGGGCCUUAAAAGCAAUGCAUGGAGACAUUGGAAUGCAGGAACUACCCUUGAGUUGAUUGAUCCAAUCCUGCUAGAAAAUUGUUCAAUAAGUGCGGUGAUGAGAUGCAUUCAUAUUGGGUUAUUGUGUGUGCAGAAAGUGGAUGAAAGACCCACCAUGGCUAACAUGGUCCUCAUGUUGAAUGGCUACCCAGCUACCCUUCCAUUACCCACACAACCAGCAUCUUUUGUGCGAAGUAGCACGGGAUCAAGAAUGCUUCUAGAAGGGAAAGUAUCGCAAGAGACUGGAUCAAGUCAAUGUAAAAGCAUGUCAAUCACUGAGGUACAGCCCCGAUAA
This is a messenger RNA of Macadamia integrifolia, 1749 nucleotides long. RefSeq names its product cysteine-rich receptor-like protein kinase 10. The transcript has 6 exons. Gene Ontology annotation, biological process: protein phosphorylation. Lineage: Eukaryota; Viridiplantae; Streptophyta; Magnoliopsida; Proteales; Proteaceae. Gene Ontology annotation, molecular function: ATP binding; protein kinase activity. The coding region runs from base 1 to 1749 and encodes 582 amino acids. The record is from RefSeq and is a predicted model, not a curated record.